AGUGCCGCUGAUCAAUAGAGGGAAGCUGCGCGCAGUGCCAUCCGCAUCCAGCAUGUGAAAGAAUGUGAGAGAGGGGAGGAGUUCCCGUCUCUUUACUUUCCCAACGGUCCAGAGCGAAAAAAGAGCUUUCUCUGCUCAAGACCGUGAGGCGCAGCGCAUCCACAGCCACACCGGUUAGGACCCCAUCGGGACCAGCGAGAGCUUUUUUAGUAAGCUUCCAGACAACAAAGAUAUUAGAAAGGUCGCAACCCAGUUUUAGAACCAGUGCGUAAGAACUGCAUCGGGAGAAGUAGUUAGCCUCUUCGGUCCCUCUUUUCAUUCCGCGGUGUUUUCUCUGCGUAGCCGCGCCUGGCCGGAGGCGGCUCAUUUUGGCACCUGCCGACGGGACCCGGAGCAGGUCAAACUGUACGAGGUGGACAGCAGCCCCUCCAGCACCCCAUCACCCAUGGAGGGAGACGUGACGGACAAGCAGGAGGACAAUGCAUCUGUGUGCGAAUUUGACCCCAUCACGGGGAAUAUCCCCGCCACCAAAGUGGAGAUCACAGUCUCUUGCAGGGAUCUGUUAGAUCGAGACACAUUCUCCAAGUCAGACCCAAUGUGUGUCCUUUACACACAGGGCGUGGAGUGCAAGCAGUGGAGGGAGUUUGGGAGGACAGAAGUGAUCGACAACACACUGAAUCCAGACUUUGUCAGGAAGUACAUCCUGGACUACUUCUUUGAGGAGAAGCAGACUCUGCGUUUUGACAUAUAUGACAUCGACUCUAAAAGCCCAGACCUGUCCAAGCAGCCCACCGAUGUCAACGACUUCCUUGGUCAGGCCUUCUGCACUCUGGGUGAGAUUGUGGGUUCACCAGCCAGUCGCCUGGAAAAGCCUUUGGGGGGCAUUCCUGGGAAGACAUGCGGUACCAUCAUUCUCACUGCCGAGGAGCUGGGGAACUGCAGAGACUUUGCUACUAUGCAGUUCUGUGCCAACAAACUUGAUAAGAAGGAUUUCUUCGGCAGGUCGGACCCCUUCAUGGUCUUUUACAGGAGUAAUGAGGAUGGAACGUUUACUAUCUGUCACAAGACUGAGGUGGUCAAAAACACACUGAAUCCAGUGUGGCAGCCCUUCUCAAUCCCUGUGAGAGCUCUUUGCAAUGGAGACUAUGACAGGUCUAUCAAGGUGGAGGUGUAUGACUGGGAUAGAGAUGGCAGCCACGACUUCAUCGGAGAGUUCACCUCCAGCUUCAGAGACCUCUCGCGUGGACAGAGUCAGUUCAACGUCUACGAGGUGGUCAACGCCAAGAAGAAAAUGAAGAAGAGACGCUACAUCAACUCAGGGACGGUGACUUUACUGGCGUUCUCCGUGGAGUCGGAGCACACGUUCCUGGACUACAUCAAAGCAGGCACCCAGAUCCAUUUUACAGUGGCUAUUGAUUUCACUGCUUCUAACGGUAACCCCUCCCAGUCCACCUCUCUGCACUACAUGAACCCGUACCAGAUGAACGCCUACGCCAUGGCCCUGAAGGCGGUGGGGGAGAUCAUCCAGGACUACGACAGCGAUAAGAUGUUCCCUGCGCUGGGCUUCGGGGCCAAGCUGCCCCCUGACGGGAGAGUGUCACACGAGUUCCCACUGAAUGGCAAUGUGGACAACCCCUAUUGCAACGGAAUCGAGGGGAUUCUGGAGGCGUACCACCAGAGCCUUAAGACCGUCCAACUCUACGGGCCAACAAACUUCGCUCCAAUCAUCAACCAUGUGGCGCGGUAUGCUGCGGACGUGCAGGACGGUUCUCAGUACUUUGUCGUGCUCAUCAUCACAGACGGAGUCAUAUCCGAUAUGGCCCAGACCAAAGAGGCCAUUGUCAACGGUGCUAAACUUCCCAUGUCCAUUAUCAUUGUCGGAGUUGGACAGGCCGAGUUUGAUGCCAUGGUGGAACUGGAUGGCGAUGACAUCAGGAUCUCAUCACGUGGGAAGCUGGCUGAGAGAGACAUUGUUCAGUUUGUGCCGUUCCGGGACUACAUGGACCGCACGGGCAACCACGUGCUGAGUAUGGCACGCCUGGCCAAGGACGUGCUGGCCGAGAUCCCCGACCAGCUGAUCUCCUACAUGAAGUCCAAGGGCAUCAAGCCACACCACACCCCCACAGACUGCUCACCGUCUGCACCGGCCUCGCCUGUGGCCGUAUGAGCUCACCUGUGUGCCGACGAGCUCACCUGUCCAGCUGUGCCGACGGUGUUUUCCUCCUUUCAUCCGCUUUCCAACCCCCCCCCCCCCCCCCCCCCCCCCCGCCAUGUGACUCUGACCUGCGUUUAUCUUAGAGGGUCAACCUGACUGACGGACGGACAACACCUCAGUACUGACCACAGAUCAGGGAGCGUGACCAGACACUUACAGGGACAGCAUGAGAAGUCUGUGAUGGGAGUCGAGUGUUUUCGUAGACCUGAAGAUGAUUCUUCAGCCAUUCAAAGGGGCUUGCUUCAUGUGGGUUACGUAUAUCAGAAUGUGACAGAUUGUUUAAUGUGUGUACAACAGAGGCUUGUGGAGAUUUCUAAAACACAAGUCUAGAUGGUGAUGGCUCCUAGUCUUUAAAGUAUUAGUUUGAGUGACAGAUUUCUGAUUAGGAUUUUUGCAUCAUAGUAGUAUAUACCAUUAUAAGUUUAGAUUAGAAGCCUGCUGUAAUGUAAAUACUAAUGUAAAGCAUGCCACAAUCAUCUCUCAAUAUGUGCAAUAUGCCCAUGGACUGUCCAGGCAAACUGUAUCUAAUUCCCACUGCGCUCUAAAGACACACACCUUCUCUAACCGGGAGAGCUUUCUCUAUCCUGUCAUGCUGUCGGUGUCUCAACCCGGAAGCUGACACACACCUUCUCAUGACUGAUAGUGGUAAACAACUCCCUUUUAAACCGAAGCCUCGCUGGUGUUUGAUUUUUUUUUUCAAGUGAUUGCACUGACUACAGUCCUUACAAAAGCACAAAAACACUCUAAUAGCUGGGAUCAAUGAGUCUUACAAACCAACAUCAACCACAAUUCAGAUCCAUUUCAGUUAUUUGCUCAGCAACUCCACUGUAUAAUUAGCCUUAGCGACAAGCAAAAUGCACAUAUUUCUAUAACACUGACCUGCUACCACUAAGCUAAUUUAUUGGAUAAUAGGCAUGAAUUAACAGUCAGAGCUGUUCUUCCAACCACAUUGAUAGUGUUGGUAUCACUGACUAUUCGAUUAAUCUCUUCUUCAGAAUUCCUCACUUGAGAACUCUUCUUCUCUCAUCAGGGUGUAUUGUUGAGUAAUAGGUAUUUGAUUAAUCAGGACAGAUGUGUCUGAAUCUCCCAGGAAAUGCAUUUUUCUGUUCUCUCACUGAAGUCCAGACCUUGUGUGUGUGUGUGUGUGUGUGUGUGUGAUGGAUCUGCACUCAUUCUAAUACGUGUGUGUUCUAAUACCUCUGAUACGUGUAUGAGUCCAUCUGUGUGCUCCUGAUUCUCUCUCCUCCUUCUCUCCUCCCUUCCCUUCUGCACCCCCUCUAUCUCCAUCUCUCUACCUGGCUGGUCCUGAGCAGACGGGUCCCCCCCCUUUGAGCUGAGGUGCUGCCCGAGGUUCCUUCCUGUUAAAGGGGAGUUUUUCUUUUCUUUGCCCCAGUCACCUUAGUGCUUGCUCUUGGGGGGUUCAGAAUCUAGGCUCUGUACAGCGCCUUCAGACUAUUUCAAUUGUAAUUUGCCCUAUAUGAAUAAAAUUGAAUUGAAUUAAUAUUUAAUUCCA
Messenger RNA from Clupea harengus (Atlantic herring), 3728 nucleotides. It is a transcript of the gene cpne5a, whose product is annotated as copine 5a. NCBI's taxonomy places the organism in Eukaryota, Metazoa, Chordata, Actinopteri, Clupeiformes, Clupeidae. Gene Ontology annotation, molecular function: calcium-dependent phospholipid binding. Gene Ontology annotation, biological process: cellular response to calcium ion. Gene Ontology annotation, cellular component: plasma membrane. The record is from RefSeq and is a predicted model, not a curated record.